This is a messenger RNA of Hermetia illucens (black soldier fly), 2792 nucleotides long. It is a transcript of the gene oys, whose product is annotated as lysophospholipid acyltransferase 1. The transcript is spliced from 8 exons. The record is from RefSeq and is a predicted model, not a curated record. Gene Ontology annotation, biological process: lipid modification. Lineage: Eukaryota; Metazoa; Arthropoda; Insecta; Diptera; Stratiomyidae. Bases 487 to 2481 code for a protein of 664 amino acids. Gene Ontology annotation, molecular function: acyltransferase activity. Gene Ontology annotation, cellular component: membrane.
GGAACUAGUCACGAAUCGAGUGCUGUUGCGACUGGUUGUUCCGUUCGUGGGUGGGCGGCUGACGUUUUGUCGGGUGCACAAAAAAUAUUUUAAAGGACGAGGAAACCGAAUUUGGAUAAGGGAUAACGGGGAAAAAGUGAAUACAGAGCUCGCAGUCGAAGGACCCUUCGCCGUGGUGGAUUCGACACCGUGUGUUUUAGGAUUUGGCAAAGAGUCACGGGCAGUUUUUGGAUUUAGCCCGCACCCGGGCGGAGAGGCGAUCUCACGCGGUAGACGACGGUGCCCCUUGCUGUUGGGAACAGCGGAGAAUUAAACGCGGCUCGAGCGAUAACGGGAGAUACGUGCCGCGAUUCAGACGUUUUGAUUUGGAUCAGAACAUUCAGUUUUCGCACUUCCAGUGGUGUGUUGCGUGUUUGUGAUUCUGAUUGUUAAUAUCUGUGUUAUUAAACGAGCGUGUUGCGAGCGGCUCGGACAUCGCAAAGGAAAAUGUUUGAGCUUCCAAAAGUCGGCAGCGAGGUCAGCAAUUAUGAUGGCAGCCGGGCGUUCCUGUGGCUUGCCAACAUGGUUGGCUUGUCCGUCGAUCUCGUGAACUUCUUAAUCGCACAAAUAUUGGCAUUAUUCUUGGCUUCCAUAUUCCGUUCGUUUCUCCAUCCGUCAAAAGUAUCGGCCGAACUACGCCACAUUUUUGGUUUAUCAUUGGGAUUAUUUUUCGGAUAUUUUUGUUUUGGCCAACAAGCCAUACACAUUGCAGGACUUCCAGCUAUUUGCUAUAUUGUGAUACGUACACUGAAUCCAAGGAUCGUACAGAGAGCUGUUAUGAUUGUGGCGCUUGUAUAUCUAUCAUGUAUCCAUUUACAUCGUUUAAUUUACGAUUAUGGAUCAUAUUCUUUGGAUGUUACUGGGCCUCUAAUGAUUAUAACUCAGAAAUGUACAAGCUUGGCAUUCAGCAUACACGACGGAUUUACUAGGGAACAUAAAGACUUAACAAAGGCACAACAAUAUCAUGCUAUCCAUAAACUUCCAUCCGCUCUUGAAUAUUUUUCGUACAUGCUACAUUUUCAAGGAUUAAUGGCUGGACCAAUGGUUUUCUACAAAGAUUAUAUAGAUUUUAUUGAAGGCUAUCAUAUCUUACCACAUCCAAAUGCAAAUGGCAACUUGGAUAACAGUUCGAAGCAAAUUGUUUUGGAACCAUCGCCAAUGAAGAGUGUUGUCCGUAAAGUAAUUGGAAGCUUUGUCUGCGCCUUUAUAUUCAUGAAAUUCAUUACGGUGUAUCCGAUAAAAGGACUGAAGGAUGAUGACUUCGUAAAUGACACAUCAUUUGUGUAUAAAUUUUGGUACAUGGCCAUGGCAACAACUGUGAUUCGUUUCAAAUACUAUCACGCUUGGCUGCUAGCUGAAGCAAUUUGCAAUAAUUCGGGAUUAGGCUUUAAUGGGUAUGAUAAAGACGGUUCAGCAAAAUGGGAUCUUCUAGCCAACAUUAAUGUCUUCGCUUUCGAAUUCGGUACAAAUUUCCGUGAUAGUAUAAAUAAUUGGAAUAUAGGAACGAACCAUUGGUUAAGAACAGUUGUUUAUGAACGUGUACCAAAGAAAUAUGGAACACCUCUAACAUUCGGGCUGAGUGCAUUGUGGCACGGUUUCUAUCCAGGAUAUUACAUUACCUUUGCCACUGGUGCGCUUUUCGUAAUGGCAGCUCGUGUUGCUAGACGGUCGUUCCGACAUCGUUUCCAAGCAACACAAUUUACACGUAUGUUCUAUGACAUUCUAACAUGCCUAACAACUCGAGUAUUUUUAGGAUACGCUACGUACCCAUUUGUACUUCUUGAGUGUGUGGCUAGUCUUCAUUUGUACCUGAAAGUUUACAUGUGCCUUCAUCUAGUCGCCGUUGCAACAAUUUUCAUUUUACCAAAAUUGGUUCGCGGAGCUCCACGUCCCUCUACUAGUAAACAAAAUUUGACAAGCACAAGUGGAGUUCGCCUGAGCCCCGGACAAUCGAGUCCAAAAUCAUCAUCAUCCAUUACAAAUUCUGGAAUAGAAAAUGCAUAUCCUAAAAGUAAUGAUGCGAUCAAAAGAUCCCUUGUUGAUAUGGUCCCAACAAGUCGUACAGAGGCUGUGAGUGUUAAGCACGAUGACUGCGAAAUGGAUAAUUUAUCACAAAAAUUAAAAGAAAAGAUUGAUAUUGAAACACGUAACAUUGAGGAAUUUAUUGAUAAAACAGUUACGGGUAUUGUAGAACUUAAGGAUGAAAUAAUGAGAAUGAAUGAGAAUGAAAGUCAUUUGUUUAUUCCGGCUGAGGGACUACGUAAGCGUAACACUAAUAUCGAUAAUGUUAAUAGCAGUAGUAGUAAUACGGUUAUUAGUAGUAGUAAUAACAAAACAGACGGCGUCGAUGCUUUUCUUAAAAAAGAAAUCGAUGCUAUAAACGCUGCUGUACAGCAGGCAAAUGUUUUGCCAGCUGUUUUGAGUAAUGGCCAUGCCAAAUAAAAACAGAAACGAGAAAAUUUCUACAUAUGAUAAUAAUGCAUUAAAAUAGAAAUAAAGAAUAAAAUGGAAUAUUAACGAGACAAGAUUAGUUUCCGAUACUAAUAAAUAUCUCUAUAUGUUUACAUAAUCUUAUUAAAAGCAAAACAAAAUUCUAUAAUAUAUUUAUAGUUGAAAAUCAUGGAAAUUUAUAAGUGAUUAUAACAGUAGAAUAAAAGAGAAUAUUUGGAAAUGUGGAUUAACUUAAGAUUUUGUUGCAGAUUUAAAGAGUUGAACAAAUCCUUUGAAAUAUAUUUUAGAGUGUCUUUAUGUUA